AUGGCUGUUGCACAGAUUAUUGUGUUACUAUGUUCUGUGGUGGCUCUCAGUGCUGCAUGCUGUACUCCCGACCAAUGGGAAGGCGAAGAAGCUACCAUUGGAGGCUAUGCUGGCCGCAGACGCACUGGGCUUGUGAAGGAGUUUAUUGCUGUUGCUUAUGAUGCUGUCAACAAACGCACAGCUGCAUUUUUGGACUACAGACGUGGAGAGCACUCAAACAAAUUCAGGAUUGUUACCAGAUACGAAAAUGAUAAAGGCAGACUGUAUGUGGUUAAUCUGAAGGACAGAAAAUGCUGGUCAAAGACUUUGGAACGUCCUUUCCGCAAAGCCUGCAUCCCAUCUGAAGCCAAACCAAUUGGAAGUUACUACCUAGGGCUGAAAGACGGGUUCAAGGUAACAGGUUAUGACUUCAGAGGUAAAAGCAUCAAUGCUUUUGUUUCCGUGCAGCCUUUGGACAACAAUCAGUGUGUUCCUGUCACAGAGGCAGUUUAUGGAAGACUUAACAGAGUUGACUUUAUCCAGAACAUUGGAUUCAUCAAUGUUGCACCUGGCAUCAAGAAUGAAACAGUCUUUGAAAUUCCUAAAGAGUGUGAGAAGCAAGAGGAAUUCACAUUGGCUGAGGAGCUUACUCGUGAACACUUCAUCAUGGCCAUUUAA
Candidula unifasciata is the source of this 657-nucleotide messenger RNA. NCBI's taxonomy places the organism in Eukaryota, Metazoa, Mollusca, Gastropoda, Stylommatophora, Geomitridae. The record is from the annotation of a GenBank genome assembly.